Caenorhabditis briggsae is the source of this 4512-nucleotide messenger RNA. Gene Ontology annotation, molecular function: ubiquitin protein ligase activity; ribosomal large subunit binding. The coding region runs from base 1 to 4512 and encodes 1503 amino acids. The transcript is spliced from 12 exons. NCBI's taxonomy places the organism in Eukaryota, Metazoa, Nematoda, Chromadorea, Rhabditida, Rhabditidae. Gene Ontology annotation, cellular component: RQC complex; cytosol. Gene Ontology annotation, biological process: rescue of stalled cytosolic ribosome; ribosome-associated ubiquitin-dependent protein catabolic process. The record is from RefSeq and is a predicted model, not a curated record.
AUGAGUAAGCAACAGAGGAGAAAAGGGAAUGCAAAAAACGCUAGUAGCGCCUCAGCCCACGGUUAUCUGGCCCAAGGAGGAGAAAACUUUGUUGGUCUGACACCGGAAAUGAAUAUUUUCGAGAUGGCGAGCAGCAACCGUUUGAGUAACUUUUCGGGAAUCGAUGAUGAAACUAGAAUUGUGAUGAGAAAGCUGACGAAGAAGGACUGCCAGACAAGAGAAAAAGGACUCAGAGAACUGACCAAUAUAAUCGCGGAAACGAGCUCUAUAGAAAACUGCUAUGAACAUUUCUGCGGUCUUGUUCCACAGCUCAGCACUGACGGAAGUCCAACUGUUCGGCUGCUAACCAUGAAAACGAUUACUCUGUUUCUUGUGAAGUUGGAAAAAUCUGCAUGUAAAGGGUUGAAAAAGAUAAUUCCAAUGGUUCUUUUCGCAAGAUGCGACGUGACAAACGGAGUAGCAGCAGCUGCCGGAGCUGUGAUCAGAGAUGGUUUCGAAGCUGAUAAAAAACAAAAAGUUAUUCAAUUGUUUGCACCUCUCGUGUUCGAAAUGGCAGCAAAAAUUGUUCAGGGAAAACAUGAUUUGUCAGUUCCUGUAGAAUACGAUGCGUCCGAAGAUCGGGAAGCAAGAAAGUCAAGGCUUGAAACUCAGUCUCUCAAUGUGUUUCUUUCAUAUAUCAAGGAAUUUGGAGCGGACUCAACCAUUUGGGAGGAGGAAGCGCGGAAGCUAUUCGAGAACAUUGCAUUCUUAAAGAUGGUUUUCGGAGGAACCAAUGCUGCCUUAAAAGUUCAAGUUCUGAAUCUUGCAUAUCGAUUCAAGAACAACGUGGAAGUCAUUCUCAACACCCCCUCGAUCGUUACAUAUAUUCAGAACCAUCUUGAUUCACAAACCUUCACGCCAGAGUGUUCAACCGCAUGGGAAGGAAUGAUUAUACUGUUACCUAGUGCACAAUUUCACACUAAAGUUUCUCUACAAAACGGAAUCUAUCCUCGGUUCCUCAAUGUCAUUCGGAAAAAAGGAAAUCAUUGGAGAGUGUUGCAACAUUUUUUGCUUCCUGCUGUUGUUCUUCUUCUGAAAGAGAUGGGAAGUCUUGAAAAUAAUAUGAAGGUACUAGGAACUAUAAUGGAGAGCUUCACUGAUAACUUGCCGUGGCCCACAGAUGCAUCUAUCAAUGCUGUUCUAAGUUGGUUCAAUGCGUUUUCGGAUUUCGUCCGCUGGAUUUUGACAAAUGAUCGAAUCAAUUUAGUAGUUUGGGAAAAACUUCACCCACUGAUCGUCACAGUCACCGAACAAGCUAUGACAUUCCCCACAAAAGAAAUUGCGGAGUGUGUAACGGAUCUGCUCCAAUGGAUCAUAGAAUUGAAAACUAUCAAUGAAGCCGACGUGAGCACGCUUUUGCUCAAUAUUGAAUCGAAAAUAGUGGGAGCCGGAACAGAAAACAGCCGUUUGAUCAAGCAUUUGUUAACUGAACCUGGAAAGAAUAUAGUACUAUCCAACUUGCACGCAAACUUGCUCUCCAGCCCUGAGCUCGUUGACUUCCAGAUUAUAAAGAAUCUUUCCUGCUCAGAGAACGAUUAUUUCAAUGCAACGUCUCAGAAGAUUAGUAAUUUCUCGUUCAUCGAAAAAACGGAGAAUUUUGACAUAACACAAGCUGGAGACAUCGUACGGCUGAUCAAAUUGCUUCUCGAAAAUCAGGAGAUCAAGUCGCUCAACAUUUCUGUCAAAAAUGAUCAUGUAGGACGUCGCCUCUUACUCACAGGAGGCUCAACCAUCUGGAACAAAUUACUCAAAAAUGUCCCUGUAUCGACAUUCCAGAAUAUGAUUAAUUACUGGCAUGAGAAGAGAAAUGGCACAGCCAUAGCUGACGCAGUUAGCUUCUUGAAAGAAAUGGGAGUGGAGAUGGAUACAAAGCAAGCUGCGGAAAAUGUAGAAUUUCUGAUAACUCUUCUGCGGAAAAUGAAGUCUACUGAUGUUUCUAAUGAGGCAGAGAAAAAUGUUCUGAUAUUAAAGUUGUUCACAGCAAUAUUUGAAUCUGACGAGGAUGCAAAAUCAGAACACUAUAAUUGCUUAAGCGAACACUUAACAUCGGAUUUCAACUCGGGGCAGUUUUUCGAAAAGUUGUUUGCAAGCAGCGAAGAAUAUGACAUUGAGAGGAUUCUGGAGACUGCGUGCCGUGUCGACAAACUGAUUGAUUUAUGUGAAGAACAAACCAGACAAAAUAUUGUGAACAACGUGUUGCUUUCCGGAAAGCAAUGUGGUACCAUUAUUGAACAGUUUCAAUUCCUGGAGUUGGAAGUUAUGUCGUGCUCAACGAAACCAACUGUCAUCUCUACGACACAUCAACAUUGUUACUCUCAUCUGGAUGAACACAAAGCAAAAGAAAUCGUAACAGAAUCAGCGAGGAUCGCUUUAUUCAAUAUAUCUUCAAAAUGUGAGUGUUUUUUUUUAAUUUCACAUGAACAAUUUUUCUUUUCAGACUAUAAUUCCGCACAUCAAGUAUUUGGAUGGCAAGUCAUUAGCAUUAUAUCGGCACUUGAAAAGAGAUAUUCCUUGGUUGCUCUCACCGAAGAGUUGCAACGAUCUCGGAGGGAAAUCGAAGAACGAUUGAUAAGAUCUGACGAAGUUCGAUUCAAAUUAGAUGAUAGUUCUCCUUGUAUCUUUCUGGCCGAUGCUUAUGAUAUGUCUUUCGAACAAAAGAAGAAGUAUAUUCAAUGUCAAGCCGAACCAUCAAAAGUCCCAGAGCAUGCGUUGGAAGUGCUCUAUAGAGAAAAUCAAACACCCCUUGACUUCUUGAUGAAUGUAUUCGAAGGAGGUUACCAGAUGUUUGAUUUUGACAGAUCGAAGAAUUAUCAUUGGAUGAUUAAUUUGAUGUUUGUCAAAAAAUGUAUUCAGUAUGGUGGAAGCAUCUUUGUCGCCGAAGAAUCAGGUCUUCGCGAUUAUGCUCUCUGUGGAAUAGUGACAGUUCUAGAUAUACAUAAACGAAGUACGUUGCAGCAAUCCACAGACAUUCUGGGAAAUACCCCAAAUGCUUUCGACGAAGAUCCUCGCCUUGAAGCUCUGACAACCCUUUUCAUCGAACUGUACCUAGUUCUCAACGAUUCUAUCAAAAAUGACAACCAUCCUACGCAAACUAUAGAAGAAUGGAAAGAAUUUUAUGUUCCUACAAUCAAUAGUUUGUUCAUUCGCAUGUUCCGCAUGAUUCGUAAAGAGCAACAACCAACACCGUUUGUCAGAACGCUGCUGAAAGCAAUGUUCACGUUGGUGGAGUUCCCAACCAAUGUUCCGAAUGACAGUGUUGUUACCAGAGAGUUCGUUCCAGAGCUGUCAGUUUUCAAAUACUCUCUGCUCGAAGAAUCAUUCAUUGCUCAAGCGUUCAUUCUUCUUUCGUCGAAUGUUGAGCAUGUUCAACUCAUAGGAUACGCUGCAGCCAAAUUAUUGGUGCCAAUAAUGUUCAAGACAGAAAACCCUCAAGUACUGGAUGAUGAUCAAGAUGAAACGGAAAUCAUGGUUGCCAAUCGUUCCAAACUGAAUCUCCCAGUAAUGAUUUCUAAAUCUUAUCCAGUUGACCAUAUCCACAAGCACGUCGGCCCAUUGCUGCUCAGUUUAGCUAUACUUCCUCUUGAAACGACGAAAGAGUUCGUCUUAAACCAAGAACAACGUGUGGCAUACUGUGAUGCUAUUGAUAGCUUCUUCAAAAAUGCUCUGAACGCUUUGAUGCUGGAUCAGCCAUUUGAUUUUAGUCAAGUUCCAAUAGUUUGCAAAAUUCGUAAGCAGAUGUAUUUUUUUCAAUUUCGGUACUCAUCUCAUUUUUUUACAGCAAAGUCGCAGGAACGAGAAUAUUAUCUCCAAUCGGAUCUGACCGCAAGUCCUUUGUUCUUUGAAAAGUUUGCCUCCAGACUUCUAUUCAAAUCUAUAACAUUGUUGCCGGCUGCUGUUCGAUUGUUCCAUAAAAAUAUUCCGAAUAACUUCAAGCCCAUUUUCCAAGAAGUGGUCACAAAACACGCGAGCAAGCUUCUCAUCGAGAACGAGUUGAAUAAGGUUCAGAAUGCUGAAUUUGGAGAAGUGUUGAAAGUACGAACAGUACCAGUGACAGGACAAAUCAUUUCUGAGUAUACAGUGGAAGAUACGAAAAUGAAACUGACUAUCGAACUACCUCGCGAUUAUCCGUUGUCAGUACCAGCAAUGAAUCUUGACAAAGCUAUUGUGAAAGGAGACCGUGCAAAGAAGUGGUUAUUACAGUUAAAUGCAUAUCUUUUCCAUCAAAAUGGUGCUAUUCUGGAAGGAAUUGAAAUGUGGAAGCGAAAUGUUGACAAAGGCAUUGAAGGCGCUGAAGACUGCACGAUUUGCAUGAUGACUGUGCACCAGCAAACCAAUCAGUUGCCAAAAGUCAAAUGCAAGCAGUGCAAAAACAGAUUCCAUUCGAACUGUUUGGUUAGUUCAUUUCAUACUUACAAAUGGUUCGAAUCGAGCAAUCAGUCGACGUGCCCACUCUGCCGAAACAAUUUCACUUAA